Molecule: messenger RNA, 2151 nt
Organism: Prorocentrum cordatum
Lineage: Eukaryota; Dinophyceae; Prorocentrales; Prorocentraceae
Source: the annotation of a GenBank genome assembly
ACCCUGGACAUCGUCGAGAGCCAGGUUAGCAUCGCCUUCGACGACGACCCGAACUUCAGGUGGCACCACCGAGUGCUACUGGUCCCCUCGCCCACGCCUGGGCACUGGGUGGCCGCGACGCCCGACGCCGAGAUCUACCUUUUGAAGCUGGACGAGUACCUGGUGGUCGCCCUUCCGCGGGCGGCCGCGUUCCCGCAGAGAGUCCGAGGUCAGGUCUACGCGUUCGGGGCCCUCUCGGACGCCGACCUGGCCAACCUCCGCUGCGACGGGCGCAACUUCGCGAAGGUGCUGGGCUUUCCCUUCCCCGCGGUGCAGGCGGGGGUCGACGUCCCGAGGUGGAUCGUCUCCGACCCCGCGAGCGACCACUUCGGGGAGGAGGUGAGCCUGGAGCUGAUCACCUCGGCCGAGCGCUUCAUCAGCCGGGACGCGGUGGCGCUCGUGAUGCUGUCCGACGCCGAGGGCUGGGUCGCCGCCGAGAACGUCCAGCUCAGCGACGAGCCAGACUGGAAGGCGGAGAAGAGGGCCGGUCCUGGCAGGGACCGCCGCGUGCUGCCGCAGACGGGCGUCUCCGCUCAGACCGUCUCUCUAGCGCAGCUGGUGGCUCUUCUGAAGAGCGUGGACGUGGGCGACUGGCCCUUCGAGGGGCCCAAGGCCCUGGUCGAAUUUUUAGCCGCGGUGGUCUCGUCUGGGCACUCGCUCUCGUCCUACUGGGGCUUCUGUAUGGCCCAGUCGGGGGUCUCGCGCGCCAGCGCCGUCGCCCAGGAGCUGAAGAACAUCGUGGAGGUCUUGCACCAUGCGCUGGUCUUCGACGCGCUGGACGUCUCGAACCUCGCCUCGUUCGAGCUCCUGAGUCGCCGGGGCCUCCAGAUCCAGAGGGCGGUCAAGCGCUGCCCGCGCCACCCGUCCUUCGAGGGGCUGGAGUUGAUGGUGUCGAGCCGCCCCGACGACUCAGGCGGAGCCGCCGCGACCAAGUUCGACGCGUGGGUCGCCGACCAGCAGAAGGCGAGGAGCACCGUCCUCAAGCAGGAGAGGAUGUACAGGGAGGAGGCCGACCACGAGGACAAGAAGUACCGCCACGAGCAGAGGGACGAGGCAAGGACUGGGGGCGCCGACGUGGCCCAAGAGUCGGCGCUCAGGCGCGUCCGCCGUCGGAUCGCGGCCUUUGGUGAUCGGCCCGCCGACUUGGAUGGUCCUAGAGCCCUUCAGGAGCUCCUCAAGACCAGGGGCGUCUACGGCGGCCUCGACGCUUCCACGACUGUGGUCGAUUUUGAUCCGAGCCGCCUCAACAUCCCGCGUGAGGAACAUUUUUCAACGCCACUCGACGACGUGGCCCCUCAGAGCGUCAUGGAUGUGAUGGACAAUUUUGACAUUGCCGUCGUCCGCCCGCUCUCCGAGCUGCCAGAGGGCGAGCCGCUGGUGCAGCCGCGCUGGGACCUGCAGCUCGACCCGCGCCGGCGCCCCGCGCUCGUGGCCUUUCUUCGUGCGCUGGCUCUCCGAGGGCUCGUGGGAGCCCGGGCCCGUCGGAAGGCGCGCAUCUCCGCGUUCUUCGUGCGAAAGAAGAAUGGUGAUCAGAGGAUGGUGCUGGAUGCCCGGCAGGCCAACCAGUUGCAGCGCCUCCCUCCCAAGACCGUGCUGGCCUCAGGAGAGGCGCUCGCGGCGAUCAACCUCGUGGGCGCCACCGACCUCGGCCCCGACGACCUGGACAUCGUGACGACCAGGGGCGACCUGGUGGCCGGCUCGGUGGACCUGCAGGACGGCUUCUACCAGUUCCGCCACCCGGCCUGGGGCUCCUGGAUGUGCUUCGACAUCGAGAUGGACGCCGGCGAGCUGGGGGUGACCCAGCUUUACGACGAGGAGCUCGGCCGCUACAUCGACAUCAGCCCGGACUCCCGAGUCUGGCCCUGUUUCGAGGCCCUUCCCAUGGGAUGGUCAUGGGCCUUGUGGAUCUGCCAGGAGGUCCUGAUCGACGCCAUGGGUACCGUCUUCGGGGACAAGGACUCCUGGUGCCUGGACAAGGGCAAGCCGCCCUCCUUACUGAAUGGGGGGGUCGCCCAUGCGCCCUACGUCGACAACGCGAACCUCAUCUCCUUGGACGCCGGCCAGCUCGACCAGCGCCUCGGCGCCGUGACGGGCGAGCUGGACAAGAUGGGG